AUGGCUGCUUUAGUAGCGAAGGAUUAUUUAGAACUUUUCUUACCAUCGAUAGUUUUAGAGAUAGCUGCCGAUGAACUAGAAAAAUUACAAACAUUUGUUGCUGACAGGAUGAUCUCAGCUACUGAUGAUAAACAAUACCAGGAAUAUCGAAAAUUGCUUCAAUUUUUGCGGGAGCAAGGCUUGAAAUACUACAUAUGGCGUGCAAUACCAGUAGACGCGCGUUUACCUCUCGGCUUUACAUCCCUAGCUCUGACUUAUUUAGUUUGUAUUUUACAAUUUGCACAUGUAUACGAUAGAAAU
This is a messenger RNA of Brenthis ino (lesser marbled fritillary), 300 nucleotides long. The record is from the annotation of a GenBank genome assembly. Lineage: Eukaryota; Metazoa; Arthropoda; Insecta; Lepidoptera; Nymphalidae.